AUGGAAACAUUCCAUGAAAAUAUAAAACAAAUAGAACGUGAUCUGAAGCUACAAGAUAACUCCAAGACUGAAGAACGCAAAACUAGUAAUGCAAAGGAGAAAAAGAAGAUUGUACACCGUUUGCUGUACCCGGACUCAGUUUUGUUUAAACGCUGGGGUGCAGAUUUAAGUGAAGAGGAGCAAACUGUUGCACAGGAUCUGUUCUUAAGUUAUGGGUAUAAUGUUUAUCUCAGUGAUCAUCUACCUCUGGAUCGACCUAUCAGAGACACCAGAUCUCCCAGCUGUAAAAUGAAAACAUAUCCAAAAGACCUUCCAACACUCAGUGUUAUACUUAUAUUUAUGAAUGAAGCACUGUCAAUCAUCUUGCGUGCAAUUACUAGUGUAAUUAACCGAACACCUUCUCAUUUAUUGAAAGAAAUCAUCCUGGUAGAUGAUUACAGUUCAAAUGAUGAUCUGAAAGGACCUUUGGAAACACACAUCAAAAAUUACAAUGUAAAACAUCCUGGACUGCUGAAGAUCAUCAGGCAUCAGAAAAGACAAGGCCUAACACAAGCCCGGAUUUCUGGCUGGGAGGCAUCAACUGCAGACGUUGUUGCAAUUUUGGAUGCCCAUAUUGAAGUGAACAUGGCAUGGGCUGAACCAAUUUUGUCUCGACUAAAAGAAGAUCGCACUGUUAUAAUAUCACCGGUAUUUGACAAUAUUCGUUUUGAUGACUUUGAGCUUCUUCAGUAUUCAGUGGCUGCAGACGGGUUUGACUGGGCACUCUGGUGCCUUUAUGAACCUUUACCAGCUGAAUGGUAUGCUCUGAAAGAUGAAACAGCUCCAGUCCGGAGCCCAUCUGUAAUGGGGAUUCUUGCUGCAGAUAGGAAAUUUCUGGGUGAAAUUGGUGUACUGGAUGGUGGAAUGCACAUAUAUGGAGGAGAAAACGUGGAACUUGGCCUGAGGGCCUGGCAGUGUGGAGGUAAAGUAGAAGUGCUGCCCUGUUCAAGAAUCGCUCAUUUGGAAAGAGCUCACAAGCCUUACCUGCCAGACUUGAGCAUCGCAGUGAAACGCAAUGCCUUGCGGGUAGCUGAAGUGUGGAUGGAUGACUACAAGUACAUGGUCUACUUUGCAUGGAAUCUUCCAAUUGAGAAUCCUGGAAUAGACUUUGGAGAUGUUUCUUCCAGAAAAGAGCUAAGGAAAAAAUUGAACUGUAAAGGCUUUGACUGGUACAUAAAAAACAUUUAUCCUAAUUUAAUCUUUCUUCCCAACAUUGUUGCCUAUGGAACAAUGAAAAACACAUUGAAAGAAGACAUCUGUAUUGAUCAGGGCCCUGUCCCCGGAAACACACCAAUUAUGUAUCCCUGUCAUGCAUACUCACCACAGCACAUCUUUUAUCACAGCACUGGAGAAAUGUAUGUAGGAGGUUUAUAUGCCCGACGGAAUACAGCUGAUAGAUGCCUAACAGACCCUGGGAAUGGGGACCUGCCAGUUUUAGAGCAAUGUCACACAGCUGUGAAUAAAGGCCUGAACUUGCACUGGGAUUUUAAGCAGGGAUCAGCCAUCAUCAACAGGAGCACUAAAAGAUGCCUCGAAAUCACAGCAGACAAUCCAGUUUCAUACAGACUUGUAAUGAGGACCUGCACAGGACAAACUUGGAAUAUCCAACACACAGUUAAGGACUGGGGAAAGACAAAAGACCUGGAACAGAAGGCACAGCACUCAAAGCAUUGA
Messenger RNA from Nipponia nippon (crested ibis), 1713 nucleotides. RefSeq names its product polypeptide N-acetylgalactosaminyltransferase 8 (gene GALNT8). Gene Ontology annotation, cellular component: Golgi apparatus. Lineage: Eukaryota; Metazoa; Chordata; Aves; Pelecaniformes; Threskiornithidae. Gene Ontology annotation, biological process: protein O-linked glycosylation. The record is from RefSeq and is a predicted model, not a curated record. Gene Ontology annotation, molecular function: polypeptide N-acetylgalactosaminyltransferase activity.